AACACAAAAGAAAAUGUAAAAAAAAUAUUUUUGCGACGAGUUUAAUGACUUAGUGGCAUUAUUAAGAUAAACCUUGAAGAUCUCAAUAACUCCUUAAAAAAAAAAAUUCUGGGUACAUGAGGAGUUGUGUUUGUGUGUUAAAUCAUCAUGUUCUUCAGGAGCUGGACGCGAUUCAGACUCGUGUACUGGAAAUGGAGGAGGCUGAAGAGCAGUAUGAAGCAGACAGACAGUUCCCGUACAACCCUCAGGCAGGAUUGUUCUACAGUAUGACCCAUGAAGACAGAAUAGAUGCUGACAAGAGAUCCAUCUAUGUGGGCAACGUGGAUUACGGCGCAACCGCAGAUGAAUUGGAGAUGUACUUUAAUGUAUGUGGCCAUGUGAACAGAGUAACAAUCCCAUAUAACAGAUUCACAGGCCAUCCGAAAGGUUUCGCUUACAUUGAGUUCUCAGAGAGAGAUUCAGUGCGGACCGCAAUGACUUUAGAUGAAACACUUUUCAGAGGCCGUGUCAUUAAGGUAUUGCCAAAAAGAACGAAUAUUCCAGGUUUCAGGACUACGGACCGGUUCUUGCGUGGAGGCUGGCCGAGAGGACGAGGUUUCCGUGCAUCGAGAUUUUACAGCCCAUUCAGAAACUGCCAAUUCAUUAGGGAAAAUGGAAGAGCUCAUCCUUGGAUUGAUUCUUUUUGA
This is a messenger RNA of Xyrauchen texanus (razorback sucker), 686 nucleotides long. It is a transcript of the gene pabpn1l, whose product is annotated as PABPN1 like, cytoplasmic. The record is from RefSeq and is a predicted model, not a curated record. NCBI's taxonomy places the organism in Eukaryota, Metazoa, Chordata, Actinopteri, Cypriniformes, Catostomidae. The transcript is spliced from 6 exons. Gene Ontology annotation, molecular function: RNA binding. Bases 117 to 686 code for a protein of 189 amino acids.